Molecule: messenger RNA, 3210 nt
Organism: Aedes aegypti (yellow fever mosquito)
Lineage: Eukaryota; Metazoa; Arthropoda; Insecta; Diptera; Culicidae
Gene: Rtnl1
Product: reticulon-1-A
Exons: 6
Coding region: 277-1758 (493 amino acids)
Source: RefSeq, a predicted model, not a curated record
CUGUAAACUGUAUGAACGGCACACACUGUCAAAUGGUCGUGCUCUUCUGGAAUCAGAUGAAAUUUUAUUUUCCGCAGAUCCAGACGGUGAGAGAAUCUCUGUGCGUUCUGUGAUAGAGAAACGUCCUGUUGUCUUGGCCUAGGUGCUGAACCUCAACUGUUACAAAUCCAUUCCAUCGGUCGGUUCGUCCUUCGAAGUGCAGAAUCUAUAUAUUUUACGAUCAUCCUCCAUACAGUGCUCUAAAGGGUAAAGUGCAAGCUAAAUAAGUGCAGAAAGAUGGACAGUUUUCUGGGAAGUUCGGAAAGUGGUGUUCCAAAGAAUUUGGGAGAAAUGUCCAAGGAACAAUUCGGUGACCUCAUAACGGACCACUCCCGUUUUCCGAGUGGUGAAGAAAAGUCGGACAUUUCACAGAAAUUUCCAUCCGACGUAGAUCUGUUGGGUGAUUCUUUUACGAUGCCCUCUACUCAUACUGCGCCGGACAAUAAAGUGCUGGAGCAAGAAAAAGAAAACUUCGACGACUUCUUCAUGGGGGUAGAUAAAAAGGCCAAUUCUGAGGCCGCAGCAUCCUCGAUAAGUAAUCUGAUCGAUGUUGGCGAACCAGACAUGUUCGAACCAAAGAAGAAAUCAAAUAACGAACCAGAAAAGUCUCUGUUUACGGAUUCGACUCCAUUCGGCUCAGGCCCAGAUGAGUUAGUGCAUGUGAAAGACGAAAUUGAAAGUGACUACAUGAACCCAUACGCCGAGGUUCGUCCUCAGGCUCCAGUACAAAGCAGCCAGAAAGUGGAAGAACCACCAGCUGUUCCAGCGCAGUCCAGCAUCAAAGAUGAUUUAUUCGAGGAUUUUGUGAGCCAUACUAAGGCUGAUCAAUUCGAUGACCCUUUGUUCGCUGAUUCAUCGUCGUCAGCUGCUGCCCCCCCGGCUGUUGUUGCCCCUGAACCAGCCCCAGCCCCUCCCGUUGUUACUCCUGCUUCUGUUGCUCCUAUCAUAACCGCACCGGCUGAACCACCAAAAGUAAAGACCCCCGUUGAAAUUCCACAGGAAAAACCGAAAGCUCCACCGGCCGUCGUUCCUUCUUCCUCUGGCAAAACCGCUUCCAACGACCAGUGUAUUCAAGCUGAGAAAAUAUUCAAACAAUUCGGAUUGGAUGCUUGGUUCAAACCGGAAAAACUGCACCCAGUAGUGGAAUCCCUGAUCUACUGGCGCGAUGUCAAGAAGUCCGGAGCCGUGUUCGGCGCUGGUCUCACCAUCCUGAUUGCCAUGUCACUGUUCUCGCUAAUCAGUGUCUUCUCGUACGUGUCCCUGCUGGCCCUGUUCGGUACCGUCUCAUUCCGGAUCUACAAAAAUGUGCUGCAGGCAGUGCAAAAGACCUCCGAAGGACACCCUUUCAAAGAAUACCUGGACACUGACCUGACCCUGUCGCAAGAAAAGGUACAACAGCUGAGCACAGUGGCCGUGGCACACGUCAAUGCCCUGCUGACGGAACUGCGCCGUCUGUUCCUGGUGGAAGACCUGGUUGACUCCAUCAAAUUCGGCGUCGUCCUGUACUGUCUAACCUACGUUGGUGCCAUCUUCAACGGAAUGACAUGCGUCAUCAUCGCAUUUGUCGCAUUGUUCACCUUGCCAAAGGUCUACGAGAACAACAAGCAGUCCAUCGAUGCUUACUUGGAACUGGUCAGAAGCAAAAUUCUGGAAGUUUCCGACAAGAUUAAGGCUGCCGUUCCUAUCGGCAAGAAGGCCGAAACCGAGAAGGAUAAAUAAGAUGAUUUAGUUUAUAUUUUUUAAAGAACCUCUUUUUAUUUUUUUAUUUAUUGAACUAUUAACCACAAUGAAAAGAAUGAAGUUUAAACUAAACGAAAAAAAAUCGAAUCUUUUAUUCCCACGCAAAUUUAUUGUUUAAAGUGUAUUCGUUUUAACGCCAAGUACUACUGAUAUGACCCAAGAAAUCUAAAUACUGAACGAUUUAAAUUUAAGCAGAUUACCAAGAUUGCGGAUAAGAAUGAUAAAUAAAAAGAUAAGAUUACCUUUCCGUUGCCUUUAUUUUACCUUUGUGAUUACUCAAUGGAUCAAAACAAAAGAAAACUCUCACACAUAGACAAAAGUAUGCGUAGUAGUAAUAGCUGUAAUAAUCCAAAUAAAACUCUUCAAAUAAGAGAAAAGAAAUCGAAUGCAGAAUUGAGAUUAACUCUCAAUAAACAAGUUUCAAACAAAGUCAAACCCCUUUCGAAGUAUCGUUUUGUCUGGAGAUAGCAGUAAAGUAGUUCACUCGCCCACAUCACUCACCCAACUGGAAUUCACUCAUCGAUCGAAGUCAACACCACAAACUCGGUUUAAAUGUUUAUCAAAACAGUUAAGUAUUAAAACAAGAAAAUAUGAGGAAUAAACACAACACACACUUAGAGAUUGAUAGUUUUUUUGGAAAUCUCGUAACCAUCGUUAAGGUUUUAGUUGACACCCCGCCUCCGUGUUACAGAAUCCGUUUUUUCCUUUUCUUUUGUGAGGUUGUGAUCAUUGUUUCGUGCGUGUGUUGUUUUUCUUUUCUGCAACGGAUCGAGCUAAGUCCAAACAGAGGUGAAUUCACACUCACGCAGACAAAGGCAUUAUGUUGGUUGGUUGAACCAAAUCGAAUAAUUUUGCGACAAAAUAAAAUGUGAAAUUGCUUCAGCAAAACAAAUCCAAUUCGCUUAAAUUUGUGUAAAAUUAUUGAAACGAGCAAAAAAGUGGCUAUAUUCAUAUUUGUAAUUGUAAUUCGUAUAGGAGUAUAAGAGCUUGUUUGAAGUGGAGCGAAGCAAAGCAAAGCAACUUAUCUAAAAUGCAACAAAACACGCGGCGUUGAGUCUCUAUAAGCUAAUUCUGUUGAAACAAAGUAAACCCUGUGCAUUAUUUAAGCAACAUAUGAAAUGCAAAAGGUAAAUAUCGAAUCUUUUUUCCGUUACUCGUUAUCGUAAGCGUUUGUUUUUAGCCUAAAUGAGCAGAAACCAUUUUUCGAUUCACCUUUUUCUAGAAGUAAAUUGGAGAUGCAAAAAAUCGUAGCAUGUACAUGAAAGGAACAUCAUAAGCACAUACACGAAGAAAAAGAAAUGCUUAAAUGAAAAAAAUACUUUAUUAUUAUAAUUCAUUACUGAAGUGCGAAAGUAAGAAGAAACAAAAACAAAUAUAUAAGAAUUGUCAUCAAUGCAAAAGAAUGAAAUAAUAAAAAAGGAAGAUGAGAAA